Puccinia triticina is the source of this 2289-nucleotide messenger RNA. RefSeq lists its product as uncharacterized. Gene Ontology annotation, biological process: intra-Golgi vesicle-mediated transport; SNARE complex disassembly; Golgi to plasma membrane protein transport. The transcript has 8 exons. Lineage: Eukaryota; Fungi; Basidiomycota; Pucciniomycetes; Pucciniales; Pucciniaceae. Gene Ontology annotation, molecular function: ATP hydrolysis activity; ATP binding. The record is from RefSeq and is a predicted model, not a curated record. The coding region runs from base 1 to 2289 and encodes 762 amino acids. Gene Ontology annotation, cellular component: Golgi stack.
AUGUCGAGAUUACCACCCUCAUCAACAAGAAGCUACGGCGGCAUCAGGCCGAGUAACCAAGGCUCCAACGGCGGAUCUGGGUUCCAAAUUGUAGAAUGCCCAAACAUGCAACUAGCGUUCUCGAAUUGUCUGAUUGUCAGUCCUCAAGACUUGGGAAGAAAUCAGUAUGUUCGAGUCAAGGAUCAUUUUAUAUUCACAACAAAACCCGACAAAGCGAUACAACCGGGAACAGUGGGCUGCAUGAAAGCCCAACGAGCGUGGGCCAAGCUGUCGACGAUGGGCGAUGUCGUCAAUAUCACUCCAUUCGAUCCCCAGAGAGAACUUGGCUCGAAUUGCUAUUUAGCCGAAUUAGACCUCGAACUGGGUUGGUGGCAUCAAGGCAGUGCAACACCUGGCUCCGUAUUUGAUGCCGAAGAGCUCUCUCAAUUGAUCACAAGGUCGUUUGAUUCGCUCAUCUUCUCCGUAGGCCAGCCCUUGGUAUUUGAGAUGAACGGGGAAAAGCUCAGGGCGAUCGUGACUGCUGCACGGACGGUGGACAUCCAGGCUUUGGCAGACGUCUCAGACGAGCCGCAAGACGCCACCAUGGGGAUCCUGAUGGCCAAUACGAUCAUCAACGUCACCAAGUCACCAGAGGCCUCUCUCAAGAUCAAAGCAAGCUCCAAGCGAGCCGCCCCAAACGCCAUCAUCAAACCAAACUUCAAGUUUCAAGACAUGGGAAUCGGCGGCCUGGAUUCCGAAUUCGGCGCAAUCUUUCGGAGAGCUUUUGCUAGUCGUAUCUUCCCACCCGGAAUGGUCGAAAAGUUGGGAAUCCAACAUGUCAAAGGUUUGCUGCUGUUUGGUCCUCCUGGUACUGGAAAGACGUUGAUGGCAAGACAGAUCGGGAAGAUGCUGAAUGCCAGGGAACCGAAGAUCGUGAACGGGCCGGAAAUCCUGAAUAAAUUUGUCGGAGAAUCGGAGAAGAAUAUCCGAGAACUGUUUGCAGAAGCGGAAGUGGAGUACAAAGCCAAGGGAGAUGAAUCAGGACUGCACAUCAUCAUCUUUGACGAGCUGGAUGCGAUCUGUAAGCAGAGAGGCUCGACGGGUGGCGGGACGGGUGUCGGCGACUCGGUUGUCAAUCAGUUGUUGUCGAAGAUGGACGGAGUCGAUCAGUUGAACAACAUCCUGAUCAUCGGAAUGACCAAUCGAUUGGACAUGAUCGACGAGGCGUUACUUCGACCAGGUCGAUUAGAAGUUCACAUGGAGAUCUCCCUACCAGAUGAGAACGGUCGCUUACAAAUCUUGAACAUCCACACGGCCAAGAUGAGACUGAACAACGUGAUGUCUGGGGAUGUGCUCCUGACCGAACUGGCCGCAUUGACCAAGAACUUCUCGGGAGCUGAGCUUUCCGGAUUGGUCAAAUCGGCCACUUCAUUUGCAUUCAACCGCCACAUCAAGGUCGGGACCACCGCUGGCGUGGGUGACGAUCUGGAUCAGAUGCAGGUCAAUCUCGACGACUUUUUGAAUGCGCUCGAUGAAGUCAAACCGGCGUUUGGUGUGGCCGAAGAGGAACUCAAAUCAGUUAUUCAAAACGGAAUCAUCAAAUUCUCUCCUCUUAUCGAUGAAAUUCUUCACGAUGGCAAGCUGUUUGUAGAACAAGUUCGGACGAGUACUCGAACGCCUCUAGUUAGUGUGCUGAUACAUGGUCCUCCUGGGGCCGGAAAAACAGCCUUGGCAGCAUCGAUCGCCCAAGCGUCUGAUUUCCCGUUCAUCAAACUGAUCGCACCCGAAAACAUGGUCGGAUACUCGGAAGCGCAAAAGAUCAACUAUCUUUAUAAAGUGUUUUCGGAUAGCUACAAGAGUCCGAUGAGCGUGAUUGUGGUUGAUAAUAUCGAGCGAAUCUUAGAUUGGGUUCCGAUUGGCCCGAGAUUUUCGAAUGGAGUGCUCCAAGCGUUGAUGGUGUUACUAGGAAAACGGCCGCCGAAGGGGAAAAGGUUGUUGGUACUAGCCACCUCAUCGAGCCGGACAAUGCUCCAAGACAUGGGGAUGUCGGACACAUUUGCCGCCGACAUCCGCGUCCCGCCGAUCGAUACGCUGCGGGCCCUGGAGACGGUGAUCAAAGAGGUGGGCUUGUUCGGCGACCAGGGAUCGUUCUCGAGAGCCAUGACCCUGCUGGAUCAGGCCGGAUUCCGCGACGAGGGCCGGCUGGCUGUGGGCAUCAAGAAGCUGCUGAACAUCGCGGAAAUGUGCAGGCAAGACGAGGAUCGGGCGGCUGAUAAGCUCGUCAUGGAACUCAUGGGCUUGGGAAUGUAA